AUGUCUCGCGGCGGCACCACGCUCUACGUGACCGGCUUCAGCCACGGCACCCGCGCCCGCGAUCUCGCCUACGAGUUCGAACGUUACGGGCGUCUCGUUCGUUGCGAUAUCCCGGCCCCUCGCUCGUCGUCCAGCCGACUCUUCGCCUUUGUCGAGUACGAGGAUCGACGUGACGCCGACGACGCCUACUAUGAGAUGCAUAACAAGCGCAUGGGCCGCGACGACGUCCUGAAGAUCGAGUGGGCGCGAACCCCUCCCUCGGCAUCGUGGCGAUUCGAAUCUGGCCGCGACCGCGACCGCCGUGGAGGCCCCCGCUCUCCUCGCCGCGGCCGAUCUCCCUCGCCCCGUCGCAGCACUCGCGAGUACUCUCCUCGCAAGGACGAUCGUCGUGACCGCGACCGCGAUCGUGAUCGCGAUUACGAUCGGGAGAGCCGUCGGGACCGUGACCGCUCCCGCAGCCCCGAUCCUCGCGACCGUGACCGUGAUGUCAAGGAAGAGCGCGAUGACCGCGACCGCCGCGAGAAUGGUGCCAACGGCGAGGACCGCAAGGGCGAAGCCCUUGACAGCCCUCCUCCCGCAGCUCAUGACGACCUUGACGUUGCCGAGUGA
Molecule: messenger RNA, 609 nt
Organism: Hirsutella rhossiliensis
Lineage: Eukaryota; Fungi; Ascomycota; Sordariomycetes; Hypocreales; Ophiocordycipitaceae
Product: RNA recognition motif domain-containing protein
Exons: 6
Coding region: 1-609 (202 amino acids)
Biological process (GO): mRNA splicing, via spliceosome
Cellular component (GO): nuclear speck
Molecular function (GO): RNA binding
Source: RefSeq, a predicted model, not a curated record